AUGAGUACCAGUCAUCGCAACGGAGGACUCAUUGGUAUCCAUGAACUCCAUUCACGACUCCUUCAGUCGCGAAACACCGCUAAACUGAGUCACAAAUCGGACGAAGAGAUAUCUGUGGACGACGUGUUGAGAGCCAUCGAGAAGUUGUCUAAAUUGGGAAGCGGUCUCAAAGUGAUGUCUUGUGGCAAGACGUAUAUCAUUCAGUCGGUGGCCACUGAGCUAAGUCUCGACCAGAACUCAAUCAUACAAAAGGCUCAGUCGACCAAUGGAUGUGUGAGUCUGUCAUCGAUUGUCAAUGACUUGCAGUGGACUGAAGAGAGGACUCUGAAGGCCAUCAACGAUAUGGUGAUGGAAGGGAUCGUUUGGAUCGACAAACAGUCGCCGACCGGACACACACUCUACUGGUUUCCCGGUCUUCGGCAGUCAUUGUCUUACAAAUGA
This is a messenger RNA of Oppiella nova, 441 nucleotides long. The record is from the annotation of a GenBank genome assembly. Lineage: Eukaryota; Metazoa; Arthropoda; Arachnida; Sarcoptiformes; Oppiidae.